This is a messenger RNA of Chelonus insularis, 4098 nucleotides long. RefSeq lists its product as uncharacterized. Bases 1136 to 3724 code for a protein of 862 amino acids. The record is from RefSeq and is a predicted model, not a curated record. The transcript has 3 exons. NCBI's taxonomy places the organism in Eukaryota, Metazoa, Arthropoda, Insecta, Hymenoptera, Braconidae.
UACUCCCAAAUGAAUAUGUUGGUGACGCAAUUACUGGGAUGUGCGAUAUUCCACUGGAUAGACCGGAAGCUAAGCUAACUGGUUCGUUGUGCUUGAGCCAAUGUAAAUAGUCGAAGAAACGAUUGCGACUUGCGGGAAAGCCUCAGUGUUCACUCGUCUUUUCACCAAAGCAGCUAGUGCAUUAGCUUAUUUGAUGGAAAAAGUGAAAAAAAUGUAAAAUAUCCAAGAAACUAUAAAUUGUGAAAACAUAAGCAAUAUUUUGAUAUAUGAAUUUAUUUUUAAUAAACAAAUCUCGUUUGUCUGUUGUUGGGAAAUAUUAUUUGACGGGUUCGAAACGUCAGUACAGGAGGGACCGCGGCAUUUUACUGUUGACAUUAUCAUCGCGAUUAUUAUUAUCGGCUUGGAAACAUCGCACUCAAGAUAACCUGGCAGUCGUGGCGAGAACAGGCCUGUGGUGAUACUUGUUUCUCAAAUUCUUUCAAUUCAGUGCACGUAUGCUCGGCACAUUUAUCUUUGAAUCUUUUAGCUCCUCUAAACUCCAAUGAAGUGUCAAUCUAGUGAUAUUAAUGAUAAAGUUCUAGAAAAUAAAAAUAUAUAAAUUUUACAAUAUGUCGUGCAAAAGAAAAAUUGAUUCGAAAAUUUGGCUUGAUUAUUGGACGACCAGCGAUGUAUCGACAGUUCGUGCUUUAUAUUUUUACUCUUGGAUCCAUAAAUCAAGAUUACAAACCACACUCAACUCCAUUUAACCCAAAAUCAGCUGACAACAUCAACUGACUUGAAAAGAAAUGUUAUAAAAUUAUUAUACUCCAUCAGCAUCAAUGUUACGUCUCUUUAAGAGCUUCCAUAAUUUUAUUUUUACCUUUACCACGAGGAAAAUAAACUUCACUUUAAACCAAAGAGAGAAAAAAGGUGAAAAAAUUCUAUUUUUUCUCUUGAGUGCCCUUUCUCUCUACCUCCGUGGAUCGUCUUCCCUUUCGUCCCCUCUUUGGACUCCAGAAAGGUUCUCAAGAGAGUGACCAGUUCAAUCUCGUCUGCCUCCGAGAUAACUUGAAAUAAAUACAGUCUAGACAAGGAUGAAGAAAAUCUUCAACUGUUUGAAAAAAUUUUAUUUUUAUUUGAGUCGUUCAAAACAGUGAUGUUAAAUAUAGUUAAAACGUUUAAAAAGAUGGAGAAUGAAGUAAGGUCGUUGAAACAGGAGUUAACAAGUACCCGCAAGGCUCUCAAGUCAGCGACAAAGCGUUGCCGAGAGCUGGUCCGAGAACUGGAUUCUCUGCACGCGUGCCACGAGUCUGAACGGAAUCUACAGGACCAGCAGCUCUCAAAAAUCCUUCGCGCUCUCCUAAUACUCGAGUCACGAUUGAGGCAAGAACAAAAAUCAAUUCGCCAGCAGUUAUGUGAAAAGGACAAUGUUAUUAGAAAUCAGCAAAUAGAAAUAGCUAGACUACGUCGGUAUACAAAAAAUUAUAUUAAAAAUACCAGAGAGAAAAACUCUCUUAAUAGUUUUUUAGAAAAAACCGAGGACAUUAGCGAAAAUCCUGAAAUUGAUGAUGAGGAUUCUAAUUUAAGGCUCGAUGAUGGAAGUGUUGCAAAAGAUAUUCAACAAUUAAAGAGAGAAAUAAUUACGAAAUUGAAUGGUGAGGAGAAAAGUAGAAGUAAAGAGUUUGGUGUAAAAAAAACAGACAGUUUCGCUGGUAGUGAUGUUUCUAAAGAAAGUAUUACAAGUGAGAAUAUUGAUGGAUCCAUUGUGACAACCACCACUGAUGGUAGUCCUUCGUUAGUGAGUACCGAGGGGUUUUGUGAAGGAGAAAGUUCCGACGUAUCGCCUGGAUCAACAUUGAAUAAAUCGAGCAGACGAACGACCUCUGAAAGUGAUACUGAAGCUACACAAACAAUCUUAGAUGAUUUAAAAGAUUGUGAGAUAGAAGAUGAUAAAUUUCCCCAGAGACGCAAUGGAGUUGUACGAUCCGAGCCCCUAGAGAUCUACGAGAAUCAAGUGACAAAGAUAUCUCGUAGCGAUAGUAAAGAUGAUGGAAUGGAUUGUAACUUCAUUUCUGAAGAUGAAGAACUCGAGCCAAUUUACGUGAAUUCUUAUAAAGAAAAUAAUGCUAAAAAUUUGAAAGAAUUGAAAAAUGAAAGAAUUAUGAAGAGACAGAAUUCAUUUAGUACUAAGGAUCAAAUAGGAAAAAUAGGGGAGGAAAAGCAUGCUGAAGAAACUAGUGGAAAUUGGUAUAGUGAUCCAGAUGAAGAUAGAAUAAGUGAUGAAACGAUUCAACACAAUGUAUAUCGUUCAAACAGCAAUCACAAUUCUGUGCUGGAAUGUGUGAAUCAGAUUCUUCUGAGAGACAUGGAGGAAGAGGAAAGCGUUUUAUCGGCUCCAAGGACAUUUAAACAUCGUGGAAGAAUUGUAAGAUUCCAACCAGCAAGAUUAUCUGAUAUAGAGUCAGUAGGAUCUGAGAUGGAAAGAAAGAAUUCUGAAGAAACAUCAAUGGAUAAAGAAGUGGAAGCUGGUGAGUUAGAUGACGCAAAACCAGAAGAUGAAUUUGGAGCGAGAAUUAUUAAUACUAAUGUUACCUUAAGAAUUCCACCAUCAAGUAUUGACUCAGAAUCAAGUCCAGAAGAAGAUAUUGGAGACUCUCAAUCAGCUCGAGCAAUUCCUAUUGUCAUCAUAGAACCCAAAGUUGAGGUAGAUACUAUAAGUGAGACAUCAACAUCUCCAAAUCUAUCAAUCAAAUCUAAAUCAUCAAACUGCACUCCAAGCCCUAUAUUAAGGCUAGAGAGAAUUGAAGAGAAAACUUGUUUGUCAAUGUCAUCAAAGGGACUGACAAUAGCCAAGAAUUUAGAUUAUGAAGAUAUUGAAUCGUUACCAGAGAUUAUGACAACACCUAAAACUCCUCCGGCUCUGCCUCCUAAACCACAAUUUCGUAAUAACACCUUGGUCUUGAAAAAAAUACCUAGUCCUUCAUUUUUUAUUGAUGAAACUCGUAAAAAACAUUCUUCUAAUAUCAAUAAUAAUACUCCAGGAUAUGUUAAAAGAAUUUUUGGUAUAUCUACACCGACGAAAUCAUCUGUUUCGUCAGUAAAAUCUUUAAUUUUUGAUGAUAAAGUAGUAAAAUCCUCUUUGAUCAAUAAUAAUUUUCAAGAAAAUAAAUUUAAAUCAUCAAUCAAAGAAAAAGAAGCACAUAAAGUAAGUAUUUUAAAAGAUACAUCUAAUAGUCCACGUGUAACAAACAUGGUACGUCAUUUUGAAGAAUUUAAAAUUGGUUGUGAAGCAGAUAACAUCAAGAGAAAAAUCAAGGAGCGUCAGCCAGUGGCAGAAAUGGAAGAAAUCGAUAUCAGGCAGGCGUUUGAGGAGUUCAAUUUAGAUGAGUGUGAUCUUUCUGAUGAUCCGGACCGACCCGAAGGCGAUGGAUCAGAUAGGCUUGGCAAUUCUCCAGCUUUCAAUAAGCAAGGAGAUUCCUACAGUAUUGCAAGCACUAAUAAUAAUAAUGUCAACUAUUCGGCUAUUAAUUCAAACGGAGUUUAUGAUAAUUUUCUUGAAGCUACUGGUCUCAGCAAUAAAUCGAUUUUAACACCCUCGAGGCUGAUCAGUAAUCAUAAGAGCGUGUUAAAACCCAAGGACAUCAAGUACAAGAAUAAAAUCAAAGCCGUUACUGAAAAACAGGGGGUUUCAACGGCGGGAAAUACACAUACAUAUGUUAGACAUUGGACAGGACCUUUCGUAUGAUGACUGAUAGCCUCGGUUUUUGGUAGCAAUGAACAAUUAACAGAAACAAGUCCUAGAAAAGUUGCUUCAAGUCACAGCUCACCACUCAAACGAAUUCGAGCUUGGCGAAAACUUCAAGGACAUAACCAUUGAGCCGUGAAAUCAAUAUUUUCCUUACACUGUUGAUCUCACGUUAAAAAAAUAUAAUUGACUGCCUUGGGGAGAUUUCAUGAAAGUCAUUCUUGUAACAGAAUUAUUUAUCUUGUCAUGUCAAUCAAUCGUUGAUGUUCCAAUUUUAGAUUAGAUUACAUUACCGACAAGUAUUGUAAAAUUUUAGAUCAUAACUCGUUAUUGAUGUUACACUUUUUUGAUAAAUAAAACGUUAUUUCUUAUAA